CCACGAUAAGCGACCAAUGUUACCCCAAAUGAUUAGGUAGCUCGCCAUCACGCAUUCGCUACCUACCUUUCUCCUCGAACUUGUCCUCGAAUUCUCCGAACUACGGAAACCGACGCAAACACGAUCGCAUACCCAACGAUGACGGGACACCACCCAAAUCACCAUAAUUCGACCACUUGCCUCUCGCAGACCGAGAGCCUUUCCCUCCUCGCCCUCUCCGCCGCUUGUGUCGCCGUCCUCGCCAACACCUUCCAGGGUGAUGGCUACCCACUCAUCGCUUCGCUCGCGCUUGGCGGGCUGGCAUUCAGCGCAACCUUCUCCAUGAUCCGAUGGCUGGGACCAACCUUCAUGAGGGCCGGCUUGAAAGGCGUGGAUAUGAGCAAACAUCAUAAAAAGGAGCUGCCGGAAUGCAUGGGCGCGAUAGCAGCCAUGGUGUACUUGCUGGCUGUUAUUAUCUUUAUUCCAUUUCCGUUCUACAAGGACAUUGUGGCGGCCACGAGCGGAGGUGGAAACCGCGAUGUGGUGAUGCAUGUUGAGCAUGUACAGGAAGGGAGGUUUCUACAUCGGUUUCCGCAUGGGAAGCUCGCCUCCUACCUCUCCGCCGUCAUGGCCCUCCAAUCCAUCUCCCUCCUCGGCAUCGGCGACGACCUCUUCGACAUUCGCUGGCGCCACAAAUUCUUCAUCCCCGCCUUCGCCUCCAUCCCCCUCUUGGUCGUCUACUUUGUCGACUUCGGCGUCACCUCUGUCGUGAUCCCGACCCCCUUACAACCUUACCUAGGCGAGCUCUUCAACCUCGGCGCCUUAUACUACGUCUACAUGGCCUCGGUUGCCAUUUUCAGUCCCAACAGCAUCAACAUCCUGGCAGGAAUCAACGGCAUCGAAGUCACCCAAUCCAUCGUCAUCGCCCUGUUGCUCGCUUUCAACGAUUGCCUCUACCUUUUGACGCCGUAUCCGCACCCGGCUACGGACUCCCACUUGUUCUCGCUUUAUUUCCUCCUCCCCUUUUUGGGUGUGUCUUUUGCUCUGCUCUGGCACAACUGGUACCCGGCCCGCGUCUUCGUUGGCGACACGUACUGCUACUUUGCGGGCAUGGUCUUUGUGGUGGUCAGCAUCUUGGGACACUUCAGCAAGACGUUGAUUUUACUUCUGAUUCCGCAGAUCUUCAACUUUGUUUAUUCCGUGCCGCAACUCUUUGGUCUUGUACCCUGCCCACGUCACCGUUUACCGCGGUUUAACGCGCGCACGGGACUGUUGGAGCCGAGCGUGACGCCCUGGACGCCAGAGAGACAGCCGAAGCCGCCGGUGGCGUGGGCGCUGAAGACGCUUGACAAGGUGAAACUGUUGAGGGUGACGCUGGAUGAGGAGGGGAGGUUCGUGGAGACGAGUAACUUUACAAUCUUGAACUUGUGGCUGGUCUGGAGAGGCCCGUUGCGGGAGGACCGGUUGGCGAUGGAGAUCACGGGGAUGCAGGUAGUGGUGGGACUGUUUGGGUUGUUUGUGAGGCAUCGGUUGGCGUUGAUUUUGUUUAAGCAGGACAAUUUGGGGGUCUGAAAGAGGGUAGAGCUCCUUGGUUAUGGGCUUAGACUGCGUAGACUGAGACAUCUUCCUUUGUAUAAAUGUCUUCCAAUAUUUAGAAUAGACGCACAUAUACCUCCAGUCUCCCACG
Neurospora tetrasperma FGSC 2508 is the source of this 1666-nucleotide messenger RNA. RefSeq lists its product as uncharacterized. NCBI's taxonomy places the organism in Eukaryota, Fungi, Ascomycota, Sordariomycetes, Sordariales, Sordariaceae. Bases 139 to 1551 code for a protein of 470 amino acids. Gene Ontology annotation, biological process: protein N-linked glycosylation; dolichol-linked oligosaccharide biosynthetic process. Gene Ontology annotation, molecular function: UDP-N-acetylglucosamine-dolichyl-phosphate N-acetylglucosaminephosphotransferase activity. The record is from RefSeq and is a predicted model, not a curated record. Gene Ontology annotation, cellular component: membrane. The transcript is spliced from 2 exons.